Messenger RNA from Linum tenue, 2497 nucleotides. The record is from the annotation of a GenBank genome assembly. Lineage: Eukaryota; Viridiplantae; Streptophyta; Magnoliopsida; Malpighiales; Linaceae.
ACUCGACCUUCCCUUCCCUCACGGCCAAACCACAGCCACAACCACCACUCUUGGUUUCCUUAUCUUCCCCUCCUCUAUAUCUCUUCCGCUCCAUUCACCUCUCUCCAUACCCGCAAAAACGUAAAAGCAUCAAAAACUCUCUCUGAAUCCAUCUCUCAAACCCGUCCCGCAGCAACCCUUUUCCUCCCCAGUUCUCAAAGGCGGAUUUUGAUUUGCUCUGUUCUGGGUUCUUGUUUCUCGUGCGUGUGAUUCAGGGGGAAGCUUGAUUGGAAAAGGGAAAGUGGGUUGCCAAAGGGUGUGGAUUUGAUUUGAUUUUUGGGGGGGUUUUCGUUUUUUUUUUUCUUUCAUUUCCCUGUAGGAAGAAGGAAAGCUGGAAGGAUUUUCAGGGGAUAAUUCCAGGGUAGACAAGUUGCAGACAUCACGGCUAUUCACGGCGUAACUCGGCCUCUAAUCCAUGUCCGUUCAGUGCGUCGCAAGCUGGAUAUAAUCCAGAGCAACCCUUCUGCGCACGGCGGCCGUGGAGCUUUGCCUUCGGAAGGCGGGAGCCCUUCCGAUCUCCUCUUCCUCGCCGGCGGUGGUUCCCUCUUCCCUUCCUCUUCUUUUUCCUUUUUAGUGUAGGAUUUAGGAUAUUUCUCGUUUCCUUUUUCGCUUCGGAAAGCGCAACAAAAUAGAAAGAGUAUAUAUAGGAGGAAGAAUCAUUCGAGUAUAUUGUUUAAGAUCCUUUGUGGGCCGUAGAGAAUUUGUGAAAUUCCUUGUGUGAGGUCAAAAAAAGAAGCGAAAGGAUGAUGCUUAGAAUCAAGAGGGUUCCUACCGUUGUGUCGAACUACCAAAAGGACGAAGGCGAAGACGCUGCCCGCCGCGGCGGAGGUUGCGGCCGCAAUUGCCUUCAGAAGUGUUGCAUUCCAGGGGCAAAGCUUCCUCUCUAUACUUUCAAGAGGGCGGAGGAGAUUCCUGGCGACAAGUGUGUUCUUGAGCAUGAUGAUAACCAGGCUCCUGUUGCAUUCUUGGACUCCCUCCUCCUUGGACAGUGGGAGGACCGCAUGCAGCGAGGACUGUUUCGCUAUGAUGUCACUGCAUGUGAAACCAAGGUGAUUCCUGGCCGAUGUGGCUUCAUGGCCCAACUGAAUGAAGGUCGUCACCUGAAGAAGAGGCCAACUGAAUUCAGGGUUGACAAGGUUCUUCAGCCCUUUGAUGGGAACAAGUUCAACUUCACUAAAGUUGGGCAGGAGGAAGUGCUCUUCCAGUUUGAUGCGAGCGAAGAUGGUGAAGUCCAUUUCUUCCCAGAUGCUCCAGAAGUGGUUGCAGUGGGAUGGAGUACUGAGGCACUGUCAUUUGAUUGUUUACAGGUUAGCCCUAUCGAGUAUGGGCAUGUGCUGCUGAUUCCGCGUAUCUUGGAAUGUCUGCCUCAAAGGAUUGAUCGUGAGAGCUUUUUGCUUGCACUUUACAUGGCAAUUGAAGCUGGGAACCCUUACUUCCGCUUGGGUUACAACAGUCUUGGUGCAUUUGCUACCAUCAACCAUCUUCACUUCCAGGCUUACUAUUUGGCUGUGCCAUUCCCGAUUGAGAAGGCUCCUACCAGGAAGGUGACAACAUUAGGUGAUGGAGUGAAAAUCUCUGAGCUCUUUGAUUAUCCGGUCAGGGGUCUCGUCUUUGAAGGUGGGAACACUCUCCAAGACUUGUCAAACGCCGUCUCUGAUGCCUGCAUUUUUCUUCAAGAUAACAACAUUCCACACAACGUCCUGAUUGCUGAUUGUGGAAAGCGCAUCUUUCUCUUGCCUCAGUGCUAUGCUGAGAAACAAGCACUUGGCGAAGUGAGCAGUGAGCUUCUCGAUACCCAAGUGAACCCUGCGGUGUGGGAGAUCAGUGGGCACAUGGUGCUGAAGAGGAAGAAAGACUACGAGGAAGCUUCCGAGGAGAAUGCAUGGAGGCUUCUAGCUGAAGUGUCCCUCUCCGAAGAGAGGUUUGAAGAAGUGAAAGCUCUGAUCUUUGAAGCCUGUUCCUACACCUUGAGCGAGAAGGAAGAUGAGCACCUGACCCAGGGUGCAGGCGAUGACAAACCUCCUCUCGAAGGAACUGGCUCGAUCAACAAAGGCAGGAACUGCAACAUGGUCUCAGGAACUCAAGAAUGCCUGGUUCUGCAGUAGUAAAAGGACUAGUUUCUUUAGUUAAGAAGCCGCAAGAGCUUUGCUUGUGGGGGAGAGUAUGGCAGCUGUAGCUUACUAAGAAUAAGCAAAACCAGGGUUUGGUUGCUGUAGUCAAACUAGGUUUGCAGUUGUUGUUGGCCUACUGUUUAUUUGCAUAUUAUUGUGAUUGUUGCCUGCCCCUCGUGUGGGCGCGGCGCGAGGGCUUAUGUGGUCUGUAUGUACCUUUGAGAUUCUGGGAAGAUUCGCCUUUGUAUGGAAUGCUUGUUAUCUAUCAAGAUUGGAAAGCUUCAAUUAAGACACUACUGUUGAUAUGCCUGUUCUUCUGCUUGUUUAAGAGAAGCCUCGUAUCAAUC